UUAAAUAAUCGCCGUGUUUCCAAGUGCGUCACUUCGGUUGUGUUGUUAUUGAAUUGAAGAGCAUGGCGUCCGCUGUGGUGAUCAAAUGCCUCAGUCCUCUCACUUUACUCACGAGGAGACUUUCUGUUCCCGAAAUCUUUUCCCAGUGUUGCUAUCACCAGAAGGUGGUGGAUCAUUACGAGAACCCUAGGAAUGUGGGCACCCUGGACAAACACUCCAAGAAAGUGGGCACCGGCCUGGUUGGGGCGCCGGCGUGCGGCGACGUCAUGAAGCUUCAGAUCGAGGUCGACGACGAGGGCAAGAUCGUGGACGCCCGCUUCAAGACGUUCGGCUGCGGCUCGGCCAUCGCCUCCAGCUCGCUGGCCACCGAGUGGAUCAAGGGCAAAUCUGUGGACGAGGCGCUGAGCAUCAAGAACACGGACAUCGCCAAAGAGCUCUGCUUGCCGCCUGUCAAACUGCACUGCUCCAUGCUUGCCGAGGACGCCAUCAAGGCGGCGCUGGCCGACUACCGGCGCAAGCAGCAAGACGACCAGCAGGUGGCAGCCAAUUGAGCAGCGCUUCCCGUUUGGCACAACCCGCGUUACUUCCUGCACCUUAUAGAAGCGGACCCGGUGUGUGAUGUCACCCAAGUGAACGUCGCCUGUCACGCAUGCGCACAGCAACUUCAUGUAUGUAACCAAGCAACAGUGUGUCAAUUAUCAAAAUAAAACCAAUCCAGCAUGACAAA
This is a messenger RNA of Syngnathus typhle (broad-nosed pipefish), 727 nucleotides long. RefSeq names its product iron-sulfur cluster assembly scaffold protein IscU-like. The transcript is spliced from 5 exons. Gene Ontology annotation, cellular component: cytoplasm; mitochondrial matrix. The record is from RefSeq and is a predicted model, not a curated record. Gene Ontology annotation, biological process: intracellular iron ion homeostasis; iron-sulfur cluster assembly. Gene Ontology annotation, molecular function: 2 iron, 2 sulfur cluster binding; ferrous iron binding. Bases 63 to 551 code for a protein of 162 amino acids. Lineage: Eukaryota; Metazoa; Chordata; Actinopteri; Syngnathiformes; Syngnathidae.